AGAAAGAGGCGAGAGGACGCGAGGAGACACAAUUGAGAUUCUCCCACGGUGAGGAUCUUUGAGCACACAUUUUUCUAUCAGCACAGUCAUCUAGCUAGCUACAGUCAUACAAUAAACGAUGGCAACGUUUUUCGGAGAGGUUUUAUCCGUUUACUCACGUGCAGUCGAAGAAGACGACGAUGAUCUGGAUGCUGAAAAUGAAGAUGAGCAAAUUCACAGAGCGAUAGAAGAAAAGAGGUAACUAACAGCUAGCUAACUAUAAAUGCUAACGACUCACAAACUGCACGCGAUUGAGCUUUCAGUUUCACUAGUAACUAACGUUAGUUAGCGAAGGCUUUUAAAUGUUUGACGUUUGUAGCUUAGUAUGCAGCAGACUGUUCUUUUGAAAUAUCCAUCGCUUGUCAAUAAAAUAACCAUGUCCUCUGUAAUCAACUAUACACAGCUCCUUUUAUUGUUUCAAUAAGUUAGUACACGGUGACUGAGUGUAAAGAUUAUGAUUUUGACUGACUUGUUCUGGCAUAACAGGGAGGUCCAUAUUGCGUGGUGCACAGAAGUCGCACAAUCACUAGAGGGCUCUGGCAGCAACAAAUUGCAAUGCUCAGACCUCAUCAUUGCCGUGGGCCCUAAUGCUGCAGGUAAGCUCACCUGAGACGACUGGGGUGUAUUCAUUAGUCGGAUUCCGUUGCAAAACGUUUUGGGAAGAUUCUAUAAUUUAUAAAAUGCAGCUUGUGCCAAACGCUCUGAAGACUAUUCGGAUUGGAAUAGGAAAACCGUACCAUUAAAAUUAACUACACCUUCCGUUUAAGAACGAAAUGGAACCAAACAGCUUUUAUGUCACGUUUUGCAAUGGAAUCUGACUAAUGAAUACACCCCUGGUCUAACUCUCUUCUCUUUUUCUCAAGGAAUGAACAUUCUCUCCUAUUGUUUUCAGGAUUUCUGUCUGCGUAUGUGUUGAACACUGAAAGCUGGGAUGCAGUGGGCCAUGCGUCACUAUGGAAUGAGAGGAGUAGGGGCUCCAGUAGACAGAGCAUUGCCCCACUUCCUGGAGAGCCAGCCUGUCUCUUCUACCGACACAGGGACAACCCAGCAGUGAGUGGCUGAUCAAACACAAUGCACACCAACAAUUGUACUUAGGAUACACUUAAAGGUGUAAGUAAGCCUUGUACAAACCACAACGGCCCAUAGUCAAUGUCAGACGCAAAAAUAUCCACGCAUGUGCACAGGUGCGUUUCACACUGCUGCAAUAUUAGAGUUGCGGGAUAAAAACAGUAGAGAAUUUAAGCCUCGCUCUUCACAUUCUUAAUUGUUUCUUCUUAAACGCUUCACCUUCUUAAAUGCAACAGACUAGCGUCCAGAGAUAGGCUCCUGAACUAUGGGCCGUUACUUUGUGGAUCGCUGACUUUACCUUUAAAGGUAUGUUCCAACAAUAUUUUCAUUGCUACUGUAGUCAGUGACUCAGCGAUUACAGCAGAUUCUGUAAAGCAGUGGUCACCAACCUUUUCAGAGCUGAGAUCACUUUCAGAGUCAAAAUGCAGGCCGAGAUCUACAGCUCAUAUAUAUAUAUAUAUAUGAGGCGACGCCGGGAUGCUGACCUUCUAGGCAGAGUUGCAAAGAAAAAGCCAUAUCUCAGAUUGGCCAAUAAAAAGUAAAGAUUAAGAUGGGCAGUCUGAGAUAUGGCUUUUUCUUUGCAACUCUGCCUAGAAGGUCAGCAUCCCGGAGUCGCCUCUUCAUUUUUGACGUUGAGACUGGUGUUUUGCGGGUACUAUUUAAUGAAGCUGCCAGUUGAGGACCUGUGAGGCGCCUGUUUCUCAAACUAGACACUAAUGUAUUUGUCCUCUUGCUCAGUUGUGCACCACUCCUCUUUCUAUUCUGGUUAGAGCCAGUUUGCACUGUUCUGUGAAGGGAGUAGUACACAGCGUUGUACGAGAUCUUCAGUUUCUUGGCAAUUUCUCGCAUAGAAUAGCCUUCAUUUCUCAGAACAAGAAUAGACUGACGAGUUUCAGAAGAAAGUUAUUUGUUUCUGGCCAUUUUGAGCCUGUAAUCAAACCCACAAGAUACUCAACUUGUCUCAAGAAGGGCAGUUGUAUUGCUUCUUUAAUCAGCACAACAGUUUUCAGCUGUGCUAACAUACUUGCAAAAGGGUUUUCUAAUGAUCAAUUAGCCUUUUAAAAUGAUAAACUUGUAUUAGCAAACACAACGUGCCAUUGGAACACAGGACUGAUGGUUGCUGAUAAUGGGCCUCUGUACGCCUCUGUAGAUAUUCCAUUAAAAAUCAGCCGUUUCCAGCUACAAUAGCCAUUUACAACAUUAACAAUGUCUACUCUGUAUUUCUGAUCAAUUUUAUGUUAUUUUAAUGGGGGAAAAAUUGCUUUCCUUUCGAAAACAAGGAUAUUUCUAAGUGACCCCAAACUUUUGAAUGGUAGUGUAUACACACACUACCAGUCAAAAGUUUGGACACCUACUCAUUCAAGGGUUUUUCUUUAUUUUUACUAUUUUUUACAUUGUAGAAUAAUAGUGAAGACAACAAAACGAUGAAAUAACACAUGGAAUCAUGUAGUAACCAAAAAAGUGUUAAACAAAUCAAAAUAUAUUUUAUUUGAGAUUCUUCAAAAAGCCACCCUUUGCCUUGAUGACAGCUCUUAAUGUGUUUGAGCCAAUCAGUUGUGUUGUGACAAGGUAGGGGGGGUAUACAGAAGAUAGGCCUAUUUGGUAAAAGACCAAGUCCAUAUUAUGGCAAGAACAGCUCAAAUAAGCAAAGAGAAACGACAGUCCAUCAUUACUUUAAGACAUGAAAGUCAGUCAAUAUGUAAAAUAUCAAGAACUUUGAACGUUUCUUCAAGUGCAGUCGCAAAAACCAUCAAGCGCUAUGAUGAAACUGUCUCUCAUGAAACCGCCACAGGAAUGGAAGACCCAGAGUUACCUCUGCUGCAGAGGAUAAGUUCAUUAGAGUUACCAGCCUCAGAAAUUGCAGCCCAAAUAAAUGCUGCAGAGUUCAAGUCACAGGAGGGAGUCUGGAAGGGCCUCUAGGAAUCUUUGGGUUGUCCGAGAAUUUAUAGCAUGGCUUUUGAUGGUCCUUGGUUGGGGUCUGAACAGAUUAUUUGUUGCGAUUGCAAACGUAAUAAAAUGUUGGUCCGAUAGUGCAGGGUUAUGAGGAAAAAUAUUUAGAUCCACAAUAUUUAUUCCACGUGACAACUAGAUCCAGGGUAUGACUGUGGCAAUGAGUAGGUCCGGAGACAUGUUGGACAAAACCCAUUGAGUCAAUGAUGGCUCCGAAAGCCUUUGAGUGGGUCUGUGGACUUUUCCAUGUGAAUAUUAAAGUAACCAAAAAUUAGAAUAUUAUCUGCCGUGACUACAAGGUCCGAUAGGAAUUCAGGGAACUCUGUGAAGAACUCUGUAUACGGCCCAGGAGGCCUGUAAACAGUAGCUAUAUAAAGUGAUUGAGUAAGCUGCAUAGAUUUCAUGACUAGAAGCUCAAAAGACAAACUCAGUAAUUAUUUUGGUGGUAAAGUGAAAUUUGCAUCAAUAUUAUGAUUAGUUAAUUGACCAUAACUGCCUUGGAAGUGAGGGAUCUAACAUUAAGUAGGCAUAUUUUGAGAUGUGAGAUAUCACAAUCUCUUUCAAUAAUGACAGGAAUGGAGGAGGUCUUUAUUCCAGUGAGAUUGCUUAGGCGAACACCGCCAUGUUUAGUUUUGCUCAACCUAGACCGAGGCACAGACACAGUCUCAAUGGGGAUAGCUGAGCUGACUACACUGACUGUGCUAGUGGCAGACUCCACUAAGGUGGCCAUCUCAUUGUGGAGCUAGAGGAGUUAGAGCCCUGUCUAUGUUGGUAGAUAAGAUGAGAGCACCCCUCCAGCUAGGAUGGAGUCCGUCACUCCUCAGCAGGCCAGGCUUGGUCCUGUUUGUGGGUGAGUCCCAGAAAGAGGGCCGAUUUUAUCUACAAAUUCUAUAUUUUGGGAGGGACAGAAAACAGUUUUCAACCAGUGAUUGAGUUGUGAGACUCAUCACUCGCCCUAACUGGGAGGGGGCCAGAGACAAUUACUCGAUACUGACACAUCUUUCUAGCUAAUUUACACGCUAAAGCUAUGUUGCUCGUGGUGACCUCUGACUGUUUCAUCCUAACAUCGUUGGUGCCGACGUGGAUAACAAUAUCCCUAUAUUCUGUACUCUCGCCAGUUUUUGCAUUAGCCAGCACCAUCUUCAGAUUAGCCUUUACGUCGGUAGCCCUGCCCCCUGGUAAACAGUGUAUGAUUGCUGGAUGAUACAUUUUAAGUCUAAUAUUGCGGGUAAUGGAGUCGCCAAUGACUAGGUUUCAAUUUGUCAGAGCUAAUGGUGGGAGGCUUUGGUGGCUCAGAACCCGUAACGGGUGGAGGAGAGACCUGAGAAGGCUCGGCCUUUGACUCCGACUCGUUGCUUACUGGGGAGAACCGGUUGAAAGUUUCUGUCGGCUGAAUGAGCAACAACGGUUGAGCAUGCCGACAGCAUUUCUUUCCAGAAGCCAUGAGAAAAUUGUCCGGCUGCGGGGACUGUGUGAGGGGAUUUAUACUACUAUCUGUACUUACUGGUGGCACAGACUCUGUUUCAUCCUUUCCUACACUUAAAUUGCCCUUGCCUAACGAUUGCAUCUGAAGCUGGGCUUGCAGCACAGCUAUUCUCACCAUAAGGCGAUAGUUUUCCUGUAUGUUAUGAGUACAGGGACUGCAAUUAGAUGGCAUAGUGUUAAUGUUACUACUUAGCUUCGGCUGGUGGAGGUCCUGUAGAACCGCGUCCGGGGAGAAAAAAAUUGGGCGAGGGGAAAAAAUUAUAUAAAAAUAACUAAGACGUUGGUUAAAUGAAGAUUGAUUAAAUGGUUUUUAAAAAGUAAAAACCGUCAAGUUUUUGGCAGGUAGCCAAGCAGCAACAAACAGCGUAGCACGGAGACAAGUGAAGCGCUCAGAACGGAAGUGACAGUAAACAGGUUUCGAUGGUUUGGGAUGAGUCGGACGGCAGAGUGAAGGAAAAGCAGCCAACAAGUGCUCAGCAUAUGUGGGAACUCCUUCAAGACUGUUGGAAAAGCAUUCCAGGUGAAGCUGGUUGAGAGAAUGCCAAGAGUGUGCAAAGCUGUCAUCAAGGUAAAGGGUGGCUAUUUGAAGAAUAGAUUUAGUUUUGUUUAACAGUUUUUUGGUUACUACAUGAUUCCAGAUGUGUUAUUUCAUAGUUUUGAUGUGUUCAUUAUUAUUCUACACUGUAAAAAAUUGUAAAAACAAAGAAAAACCCUUGAAUGAGUAGGUGUGUCCAAACGGUUGAUUGGUACUGUGUGUUUACAGUGGGGGAAAAAAGUAUUUAGUCAGCCACCAAUUGUGCAAGUUCUCCCACUUAAAAAGAUGAGAGAGGCCUAUAAUUUUCAUCAUAGGUACACGUCAACUAUGACAGACAAAAUGAGAAAAAAAAUCCAGAAAAUCAUAUUGUAGGAUUUUUUAUGAAUAUUUUUGCAAAUUAUGGUGGAAAAUAAGUAUUUGGUCAAUAACAAAAGUUUCUCAAUACUUUGUUAUAUACCCUUUGUUGGCAAUGACACAGGUCAAACGUUUUCUGUAAGUCUUCACAAGGUUUUCACACACUGUUGCUGGUAUUUUGGCCCAUUCCUCCAUGCAGAUCUCCUCUAGAGCAGUGAUGUUUUGGGGCUGUCGCUGGGCAACACAGACUUUCAACUCCCUCCAAAGAUUUUCUAUGGGGUUGAGAUCUGGAGACUGGCUAGGCCACUUCAGGACCUUGAAAUGCUUCUUACGAAGCCACUUCUUCGUUGCCCGGGCGGUGUGUUUGGGUUCAUUGUCAUGCUGAAAGACCCAGCCACGUUUCAUCUUCAAUGCCCUUGCUGAUGGAAGGAGGUUUUCACUCAAAAUCUCACGAUACAUGGCCCCAUUCAUUCUUUCCUUUACACGGAUCAGUCGUCCUGGUCCCUUUGCAGAAAAACAGCCCCAAAGCAUGAUGUUUCCACCCCCAUGCUUCACAGUAGGUAUGGUGUUCUUUGGAUGCAACUCAGCAUUCUUUGUCCUCCAAACACGACGAGUUGAGUUUUUACCAAAAAGUUCUAUUUUGGUUUCAUCUGACCAUAUGACAUUCUCCCAAUCAUCUUCUGGAUCAUCCAAAUGCACUCUAGCAAACUUCAGACGGGCCUGGACAUGUACUGGCUUAAGCAGGGGGACACGUCUGGCACUGCAGGAUUUGAGUCCCUGGCGGCGUAGUGUGUUACUGAUGGUAGGCUUUGUUACUUUGGUCCCAGUUCUCUGCAGGUCAUUCACUAGGUCCCCCCGUGUGGUUCUGGGAUUUUUGCUCACCGUUCUUGUGAUCAUUUUGACCCCGCGGGGUGAGAUCUUGCGUGGAGCCCCAGAUCGAGGGAGAUUAUCAGUGGGUCUUGUAUGUCUUCCAUUUCCUAAUAAUUGCUCCCACAGUUGAUUUCUUCAAACCAAGCUGCUUACCUAUUGCAGAUUCAGUCUUCCCAGCCUGAUGCAGGUCUACAAUUUUGUUUCUGGUGUCCUUUGACAGCUCUUUGGUCUUGGCCAUAGUGGAGUUUGGAGUGUGACUGUUUGAGGUUGUGGACAGGUGUCUUUUAUACUGAUAACAAGUUCAAACCGGUGCCAUUAAUACAGGUAACGAGUGGAGGACAGAGGAGCCUCUUAAAGAAGUUGUUACAGGUCUGUGAGAGCCAGAAAUCUUGCUUGUUUGUAGGUGACCAAAUACUUAUUUUCCACCAUAAUUUGCUAAUAAAUUCAUUAAAAAUCCUACAAUGUGAUUUUCUGGAUUUUCUUUCCUCAAUUUGUCUGUCAUAGUUGACGUGUACCUAUGAUGAAAAUUACAGGCCUCUCUCAUCUUUUUAAGUGGGAGAACUUGUACAAUUGGUGCCUGACUAAAUACUGUUUUUCCCCCACUGUGUGUGUGUAUAUAUAUAUAUAUAUAUAUAUAUCUAUAUAUUUUUUUUUUUUAUGACUUCAUCGUAAGCCUAUGCCACAUGAACCUAUCAAAAACUGUUUUGUAGCAAUGAGGUUUGUGCAUAGGCUAUAAGCUCAAUACAUUCUCACUGCAUAUAGACUAUUCUUGAAUUGUCCUGCCAAUGUUGUGCUUCUCAGACCGUUUUUAAAAAUUAUAUUUCAAAACGUGAGGUAUAUGAUCACACUGGUAAUAUAUAAUUUGUAGCAUUACUUGGGAAGCAUACAUUGAAAUGGUUUAUUUUACUGGACUGAUGGUGCCUGCAUCUGAUGGUCAGUCUCAGCGGAUGGCGGGUUUUGAGAGAGGCUGCCUCUAAUGGUUUUCUGGCUCAUGAACCAAUUAAUGUUACUCGUAUGACCAGAUAACGUGAAAUGGGCUACUCCUCUAUAUUAGAAAGACAAGCCAAUAAUAACAACGCAAGUCUAUCGAUAAACUUUGUAGCGUGAGUGGAUAGGGGGAGUUUUUUUUUUAUUGCUUAUAAAUGUGUUGAUAGUGCUGAAUAAAAUCUUAAACAUUAACGGCAGCUCUUUGCUAUAUUCGUUGACAGUUUCUAGUCAUGAUUUUUUACGUUUUGAAUCUCACACAGUAGAGUCGACUAUCAACUUCGCUGUGGGCUCGUGGAAGCUGCAGACACGGUGAUCUGAGCUAUCUGAUUGGCCAGCGGUAGACCUAUGGGUGUACUUAAUUUGCUCCCCGGGCCUGCCGGGUAUGUUGAGUUCGUUCCUUCAGACACAUGAAAUGGUUAAAAAUGGGAACACUUCGAUACCCGGCACGCAGGGCAGUUGAAUCAAGUGCACCUACCGGAAACAGUGCGGAACAAAUAAAAAAAAUAGGAACGCAAGGCUUUAUCGUUGUUUUUUUAAAAAUUAGAAAUGUUUGGCGAUUGAGUAGGAAAGCCUUGGAGAUGGGGGAAAAACUAGGAAAGCCUCGCGAUCGACUGGUUGGUGACCACUGCUUUAAAGCAUAUUCUUGUGUUGCUUUUGUAGGUCCUGGUCUGCCAAAGCACUUGUUACAUUGCGGAGGACCAACUGUUUCAAUGGACAGAAAAGGUAAAGCUCUUGUGAUUUUAUAGUUGCCUUGUAGAGGUUUAGGUUGAUGCCCACUGCUUGAUAUGAUUAUAAGUAGAUGUGACUGUAAAAGCACUGGUCACCAAUGACUAUGGUCUCUUAACUUUCUCCCUUCUUCCAUCUGGUUCUAGGUGUUUGGCUGCCUCCAGAAGAGAGGGCUCAGUGUGAUGGUGCUGUCGGACAGCCCUGUGGCUGAGUACAAAACGCCAGACUACCUCUAUGGUAGCGCUGUCCCCUUCCUACGCUCCCUCAAGAGCAGUGCCUCCAAAAGCCAGGCCCUCUGCCCUGCACUAGAGCAGCCCAACAUCCUCACUGGACUGCCAGCUGCAGGUACCACCAUACUGAUGUCUUUGAUUCCCUGGGUUGAAGUCUUCCAUUUCAUUCCACAGAAUUAAAUAAUGGGCUAUUUUCAAUUCAUUCAAUUGAUCGACUUUGAAAUGGAAUUGACCCCAACCAUGUUCAGGCAUGUUUUACUUGCGUAAAAAGCACUUGCAUUAACGAAACUGAUUUAAUUUGUCAAAUAUUCUUGCUGGAUCAUGCAUAUUAGCCAACUUGCUGAAUUGAUGUCAUUAUUUCUCCUUAGGACCUUUCCAUGGAUUACAUUCUGGAAAAUUCCAAAACGUUAUGGUUAUUUUUGGUUCAUUUCUGUUUCAUUUUCACACAGAAUGUCAACUUAAAUGGAUCUCUAUUCUUUCCUCAGUACUGAGCCACUGCCAAGUCCAUCAGAUUCCAGCUGUUCUGUACCAGUGCUACACUGAUGUCAUCAGCCCAGACUCUAUCACCAUGGAAACCUACAAACCUGUUCUGUUGUGUCUAAGCAAGUUGGUCAAGGUGAGCGCAUACAUUGUAGAGCAGGGAUGGGCACCCCCCACCUUGCGAGCAAAACAUUUUAGUUGUCUCCCUCGUGUCAGUGAAGAUACAUAAAUGUGUGGUCCUCUGUAGCUCAAUUGGUAGAGCAUGGCGCUUGUAACGCAAGGGUAGUGGGUUCGAUCCCCGGGACCACUCAUACGUAAAAAUGUAUGCACACAUGACUGUAAGUCGCUUUGGAUAAAAGCAUCUGCUAAAUGGCAUAUUAUAUUAUUAUUAUAGUUACAUUUAAUUUCCUGCAAUUCUAGACAUUUUGCCAUAGGAUAGAGGCAAAUGUUUGCAGUUUUUAAUAUAUCUGAUGAGCAAUGGGGCCUAUCCCAGUCAGUAAUUUGACCAUGCUUACUACAAGUUUAGAUAGUCUAGCGGCCAGCUAAUUUACCAAUCUAAAAGAAAAAUGCUGAUAUUGGCUAAUUGAGUGACUGCUGAUGCACAACCAAAUUUUGAAAUUGCACCUGUGUGUUCUAUUAUUCAAACUCUCAAAGGUAAGUUUCCAACAGUUUCCCAUCCCUGUUGUAGAGUAUUUAAUAUCCUAAUGGUAGCUAUUCAACACUGUUCAGUGUUCUCAAAAGCUUUGUCUUCCGUUGCUGAUCUCUCUCUAUCUCCCUCUCUCUCCCCCCAUUUUACCUCCAGUUGGAGCCUUGUCUGAGCGCUGACGUCCUCCGAAAGUUUGCCAUAAUCACUGAGGCUCAGAGUAACCUGUAUACUUAAAUGUGGAAGAUUUAUUUGUACUGAAUAGGCUCUGUAUUUUGUCUUUUACCUAAAGGACAGGUUCACUUUAUUUUAACCAAAUCUGUUUUUGGAUGAAUAUGGCAUUUUAUAGAAGUGUUCAGACACUUUUUUGCGAUUUCACUUGGUUUUGAGAAACUUACCCCACCAGCGAUAGACUUCCUCAUGCUCGUUCUGCAGUUGCAGGGGCACAGAUAAAACAUGAACAAAAGCUAAAAAAACACCCAAAUACGUUCUUUUAAAAACGGCAUUGAUCUCAGUAUAGUGAUGCAGGUCUUUAGACAUUGUACACAUGAGAUUGUGUCUUUCCGAACUUUAAAUUCAAAAUUGUUGGACUCGAGCGAUACUUCUCCGUGUAGCCCUUCUCCGUGCAUCUUUCAAGACCUGCAUCACUAUACUGUGAGCGUUACCGUUUCUAAAAGGAUGUACUUGGGUGUUUUUGGAGCGUUUGUUCAUGUUUUAUCUGUGCCCCUGUAACUGCAGAACGAGCAUGAGGAAGUCUAUCGCUGGUGGGGUAAGUUUCUCAAAACCAAGUGAAAUCAAAAAAAGAAACAUGCCAUUUAGAAAAAAAGUCAACCUGUCAUUUAAACUAAAAUAAUAUGUAAUUCAUGUUUUAAUUUGGAAAGAGUGGAGGGCACCUUAAUUGAAAAGGAAAAGGCACAACACUCGCUCAGCAUUAAACUCAACCUAGCCAUUGAUGGCCGAAACGUCAAGGUUUUUAACUUGGGGGACUUUGCGCAGUUCUGGAGUGGUUCCGACUGACAUUUUCAUGUACAAAGCACUCUGUGAAUGUUGUAGGGACCUGUGCCUUAUAGUGCCAGACAGCCCCAUCUGUCUGCACCCAUCUGUCUGCACCCGACAUUUGCGUAGCGAGUGACGUGUCACAUUUUCUGCCCUGUCCAGACAAAUAAUAUAUUUGCUCUUCCUCUGAGUGAAGGAGCCCUGCCUGGGAUACGGUAUAUGAAAGGGGACAGUCUAGCGAAUCCAACAGUUGUGGUUUCAUCUCACCGUGAUAUUCUCAGCCGGAUUUAGAGCUCUCAAAAUGACAUAAUACUAAAUAAUUUCAUAGAAUUUAAACAAGACCACUUUCUCUUGGUCACAGAUGGAUGAAAUCACUUUGUGUUUAAAGCUGAAGUUGUAAAGAGUCUGCACACAUUGAAUUGUCUCUGUGCUGCUCAGUGGACGUUUAGGAGAACAUUCUGUCAGUUGUAUGAAAUAGUGCCAAUAUUGUACUGUCACUAAGUAUGAUCAUAUUUGUUUUAGUUAUAAGAAAGGCGCAAUCUUAUAGUAAGUCAUUUAUAAUUUGAUUGUUACUAUAUUUACAAAGCAUCAGUCAUUUCAAGCCCUAUUGCUCCACAUUUGUUGAAUAGGGGAAAAAAUCAUGAUUUUUCUAUUUCAUAUUUUCAUAAUAUUUGUGCUAUGUACUUGAGCUUGUGUCCUCAACAGUGAGUACACCUCAGCAAUUACAAAUGAUUUUUUUUUACCAGAAAGGUGUGUUCCAGACCUUUCUAAAACUAUACAACAUUACCUGUUAUUGUUUAUGGCCAUCUCAUGAAAAAUGAUUACUUUUGGGUAUGUCUAUUUAGGCGGAAAUCUACAUUUUCCCCCAUUAUUCAAGAGGUUAAAGAAAACAAUUAGUUUUUAAUGGUGAGCGAGCGUUGUGCCUUUACUUUUUCAAGUAGUGUUACAUUUAAAUAAACAUCCUGAAAUUCUGUGAUAUUUAAAUGUGUUUACAUUCAUAUUAACACUUUGAAAAUGUACUGAUAUUAUUAGAAGUUUCUAAAUAAAUACCAUCCCCAAAUCUUUGUCUCAAAUAUGCCUUAAAAGGUCAGACUGUACACUGAGUAUACAAAACAUAUUAAGAACACCUGCUCUUUUCAUGACAGACUGACCAGGUGAAUCCAGAUGAAAGCUAUGAUCCUUUAUUGAUGUCACUUUGUAAAUUCACUUCAAUCAGUGUAGAUGAAAGGGAGGAGAUGGGUAAAAUGAUUUUUAAGCCUUGAGACAAUUGAGACAUGGAUUGUGUACAGUGAGGGGAAAAAAGUAUUUGAUCCCCUGCUGAUUUUGUACGUUUGCCCACUGACAAAGAAAUGAUCAGUCUAUAAUUUUAAUGGUAGGUUUAUUUGAACAGUGAGAGACAGAAUAACAACAAAAAAAUCCAGAAAAACGCAUGUCAAAAAUGUUAUAAAUUGAUUUGCAUUUUAAUGGGGGAAAUAAGUAUUUGACCCCUCUGUCCUAAUCUCAGCUCGUUACCUGUAUAAAAGACACCUGGGAGCCAGAAAUCUUUCUGAUUGAGAGGGGGUCAAAUACUUAUUUCCCUCAUUAAAAUGACUCUAUCCCACGGUGUGUGGCAUUUCUUUCCAGAAGCCAUGAGAAAAUUGUCCGGCUGUGGGGACUGUGUGAGGGGAUUUAUACUACUAUCUGUACUUACUGGUGGCACAGACUCUGUUUCAUCCUUUCCUACACUUAAAUUGCCCUUGCCUAACGAUUGCAUCUGAAGCUGGGCUUGCAGCACAGCUAUCCUCACCAUAAGGCGAUAGUUUUCCUGUAUGUUAUGAGUACAGGGACUGCAAUUAGAUGGCAUAGUGUUAAUGUUACUACUUAGCUUCGGCUGGUGGAGGUCCUGUAGAACCGUGUCCGGGGAGAAAAAUAUUGAGCGAGGGGAAAAAAUUAUAUAAAAAUAACUAAGACGUUGGUUAAAUGAAGAUUGAUUAAAUGGUUUUUAAAAAGUAAAAACCGUCAAGUUUGGCAGGUAGCCAAGCAGCAACAAACAGCGUAGCACGGAGACAAGUGAAACGCUCAGAACGGAAGUGACAGUAAACAGGUUUCGAUGGUUUGGGAUGAGUCGGACGGCAGAGUGAAGGAAAAGCAGCCAACAAGUGCUCAGCAUAUGUGGGAACUCCUUCAAGAUUGUUGGAAAGAAUUCCAGGUGAAGCUGGUUGAGAGAAUGCCAAGAGUGUGCAAAGCUGUCAUCAAGGUAAAGGGUGGCUAUUUGAAGAAUAUAUUUUGUUUUGUUUAACAGUUUUUUGGUUACUACAUGAUUCCAGAUGUGUUAUUUCAUAGUUUUGAUGUGUUCAUUAUUAUUCUACACUGUAAAAAAUUGUAAAAACAUAGAAAAACCCUUGAAUGAGUAGGUUUGUCCAAACGGUUGAUUGGUACUGUGUGUGUGUGUGUGUGUAUACAGUGGGGGAAAAAAGUAUUUAGUCAGCCACCAAUUGUGCAAGCUCUCCCACUUAAAAAGAUGAGAGAGGCCUAUAAUUUUCAUCAUAGGUACACGUCAACUAUGACAGACAAAAUGAGAAAUUUUUUCCAGAAAAUCAUAUUGUAGGAUUUUUAAUGAAUUUAUUUGCAAAUUAUGGUGGAAAAUAAGUAUUUGGUCAAUAACAAAAGUUUCUCAAUACUUUGUUAUAUACCCUUUGUUGGCAAUGACACAGGUCAAACGUUUUCUGUAAGUCUUCACAAGGUUUUCACACACUGUUGCUGGUAUUUUGGCCCAUUCCUCCAUGCAGAUCUCCUCUAGAGCAGUGAUGUUUUGGGGCUGUCGCUGGGCAACACAGACUUUCAACUCCCUCCAAAGAUUUUCUAUGGGGUUGAUCUCUGGAGACUGGCUAGGCCACUUCAGGACCUUGAAAUGCUUCUUACGAAGCCACUUCUUCGUUGCCCGGGCGGUGUGUUUGGGUUCAUUGUCAUGCUGAAAGACCCAGCCACGUUUCAUCUUCAAUGCCCUUGCUGAUGGAAGGAGGUUUUCACUCAAAUCUCACGAUACAUGGCCCCAUUCAUUAUUUCCUUUACACGGAUCAGUCGUCCUGGUCCCUUUGCAGAAAAACAGCCCCAAAGCAUGAUGUUUCCACCCCCAUGCUUCACAGUAGGUAUGGUGUUCUUUGGAUGCAGCUCAGCAUGUACUGGCUUAAGCAGGGGGACACGUCUGGCACUGCAGGAUUUGAGUCCCUGGCGGCGUAGUGUGUUACUGAUGGUAGGCUUUGUUACUUUGGUCCCAGCUCUCUACAGGUCAUUCACUAGGUCCCCCCGUGUGGUUCUGGGAUUUUUGCUCACCGUUCUUGUGAUCAUUUUGACCCCGCGGGGGUGAGAUCUUGCGUGGAGCCCCAGAUCGAGGGAGAUUAUCAGUGGGUCUUGUAUGUCUUCCAUUUCCUAAUAAUUGCUCCCACAGUUGAUUUCUUCAAACCAAGCUGCUUACCUAUUGCAGAUUCAGUCUUCCCAGCCUGAUGCAGGUCUACAAUUUUGUUUCUGGUGUCCUUUGACAGCUCUUUGGUCUUGGCCAUAGUGGAGUUUGGAGUGUGACUGUUUGAGGUUGUGGACAGGUGUCUUUUAUACUGAUAACAAGUUCAAACCGGUGCCAUUAAUACAGGUAACGAGUGGAGGACAGAGGAGCCUCUUAAAGAAGUUGUUACAGGUCUGUGAGAGCCAGAAAUCUUGCUUGUUUGUAGGUGACCAAAUACUUAUUUUCCACCAUAAUUUGCUAAUAAAUUCAUAAAAAAUCCUACAAUGUGAUUUUCUGGAUUUUUUUUCCUCAAUUUGUCUGUCAUAGUUGACGUGUACCUAUGAUGAAAAUUACAGGCCUCUCUCAUCUUUUUAAGUGGGAGAACUUGUACAAUUGGUGCCUGACUAAAUAAUUUUUUUCCCCACUGUGUGUGUGUGUGUGUGUGUGUGUAUGUAUGUGUGUGUGUGUAUAUAUAUAUAUAUAUAUAUAUAUAUAUAUAUAUAUAUAUAUAUAUAUAUAUUUUUUUUUUUUUAUGACUUCAUCGUAAGCCUAUGCCACAUGAACCUAUCAAAAACUGUUUUGUAGCAAUGAGGUUUGUGCAUAGGCUAUAAGCUCAAUACAUUCUCACUGCAUAUAGACUUCUUGAAUUGUCCUGCCAAUGUUGUGCUUCUCAGACCGUUUUUUAAAAUUAUAUUUCAAAACGUGAGGUAUAUGAUCACACUGGUAAUAUAUAAUUUGUAGCAUUACUUGGGAAGCAUACAUUGAAAUGGUUUAUUUUACUGGACUGAUGGUGCCUGCAUCUGAUGGUCAGUCUCAGCGGAGGGCGGGUUUCGAGAGAGGCUGCCUCUAAUGGUUUUCUGGCUCAUGCACCAAUUAAUGUUACUCGUAUGACCAGAUAACGUGAAAUGGGCUACUCCUCUAUAUUAGAAAGACAAGCCGAUAAUAACAACGCAAGUCUAUCGAUAAACUUUGUAGCGUGAGUGGAUAGGGGGAGUAUUUUUUUAUUGCUUAUAAAUGUGUUGAUAGUGCUGAAUAAAAUCUUAAACAUUAACGGCAGCUCUUUGCUAUAUUCGUUGACAGUUUCUAGUCAUGAUUUUUUACGUUUUGAAUCUCACACAGUAGAGUCGACUAUCAACUUCGCUGUGGGCUCGUGGAAGCUGCAGACACGGUGAUCUGAGCUAUCUGAUUGGCCAGCGGUAGACCUAUGGGUGUACUUAAUUUGCUCCCCGGGCCUGCCGGGUAUGUUGAGUUCGUUCCUUCAGACACAUGAAAUGGUUAAAAAUGGGAACACUUCGAUACCCGGCACGCAGGGCAGUUGAAUCAAGUGCACCUACCGGAAACAGUGCGGAACAAAUAAAAAAAUAGGAACGCAAGGCUUUAUCGUUGUUUUUUUAAAAAUUAGAAAUGUUUGGCGAUUGAGUAGGAAAGCCUUGGAGAUGGGGAAAAACUAGGAAAGCCUCGCGAUCGACUGGUUGGUGACCACUGCUUUAAAGCAUAUUCUUGUGUUGCUUUUGUAGGUCCUGGUCUGCCAAAGCACUUGUUACAUUGCGGAGGACCAACUGUUUCAAUGGACAGAAAAGGUAAAGCUCUUGUGAUUUUAUAGUUGCCUUGUAGAGGUUUAGGUUGAUGCCCACUGCUUGAUAUGAUUAUAAGUAGAUGUGACUGUAAAAGCACUGGUCACCAAUGACUAUGGUCUCUUAACUUUCUCCCUUCUUCCAUCUGGUUCUAGGUGUUUGGCUGCCUCCAGAAGAGAGGGCUCAGUGUGAUGGUGCUGUCGGACAGCCCUGUGGCUGAGUACAAAACGCCAGACUACCUCUAUGGUAGCGCUGUCCCCUUCCUACGCUCCCUCAAGAGCAGUGCCUCCAAAAGCCAGGCCCUCUGCCCUGCACUAGAGCAGCCCAACAUCCUCACUGGACUGCCAGCUGCAGGUACCACCAUACUGAUGUCUUUGAUUCCCUGGGUUGAAGUCUUCCAUUUAAUUCCACAGAAUUAAAUAAUGGGCUAUUUUCAAUUCAUUCAAUUGAUCGACUUUGAAAUGGAAUUGACCCCAACCAUGUUCAGGCAUGUUUUACUUGCGUAAAAAGCACUUGCAUUAACGAAACUGAUUUAAUUUGUCAAAUAUUCUUGCUGGAUCAUGCAUAUUAGCCAACUUGCUGAAUUGAUGUCAUUAUUUCUCCUUAGGACCUUUCCAUGGAUUACAUUCUGGAAAAUUCCAAAACGUUAUGGUUAUUUUUGGUUCAUUUCUGUUUCAUUUUCACACAGAAUGUCAACUUAAAUGGAUCUCUAUUCUUUCCUCAGUACUGAGCCACUGCCAAGUCCAUCAGAUUCCAGCUGUUCUGUACCAGUGCUACACUGAUGUCAUCAGCCCAGACUCUAUCACCAUGGAAACCUACAAACCUGUUCUGUUGUGUCUAAGCAAGUUGGUCAAGGUGAGCGCAUACAUUGUAGAGCAGGGAUGGGCACCCCCCACCUUGCGAGCAAAACAUUUUAGUUGUCUCCCUCGUGUCAGUGAAGAUACAUAAAUGUGUGGUCCUCUGUAGCUCAAUUGGUAGAGCAUGGCGCUUGUAACGCAAGGGUAGUGGGUUCGAUCCCCGGGACCACUCAUACGUAAAAAUGUAUGCACACAUGACUGUAAGUCGCUUUGGAUAAAAGCAUCUGCUAAAUGGCAUAUUAUAUUAUUAUUAUAGUUACAUUUAAUUUCCUGCAAUUCUAGACAUUUUGCCAUAGGAUAGAGGCAAAUGUUUGCAGUUUUUAAUAUAUCUGAUGAGCAAUGGGGCCUAUCCCAGUCAGUAAUUCGACCAUGCUUACUACAAGUUUAGAUAGUCUAGCGGCCAGCUAAUUUACCAAUCUAAAAGAAAAAUGCUGAUAUUGGCUAAUUGAGUGACUGCUGAUGCACAACCAAAUUUUGAAAUUGCACCUGUGUGUUCUAUUAUUCAAACUCUCAAAGGUAAGUUUCCAACAGUUUCCCAUCCCUGUUGUAGAGUAUUUAAUAUCCUAAUGGUAGCUAUUCAACACUGUUCAGUGUUCUCAAAAGCUUUGUCUUCCGUUGCUGAUCUCUCUCUAUCUCCCUCUCUCUCCCCCCAUUUUACCUCCAGUUGGAGCCUUGUCUGAGCGCUGACGUCCUCCGAAAGUUUGCCAUAAUCACUGAGGCUCAGAGUAACCUGUAUACUUAAAUGUGGAAGAUUUAUUUGUACUGAAUAGGCUCUGUAUUUUGUCUUUUACCUAAAGGACAGGUUCACUUUAUUUUAACCAAAUCUGUUUUUUGGAUGAAUAUGGCAUUUUAUAGAAGUGUUCAGACACUUUUUUGCGAUUUCACUUGGUUUUGAGAAACUUACCCCACCAGCGAUAGACUUCCUCAUGCUCGUUCUGCAGUUGCA
This is a messenger RNA of Coregonus sp. 'balchen', 17218 nucleotides long. The record is from the annotation of a GenBank genome assembly. NCBI's taxonomy places the organism in Eukaryota, Metazoa, Chordata, Actinopteri, Salmoniformes, Salmonidae.